GCCAUUUCUUUUUCGAAGCAGCUCUGGCCUCUUACUCUUUGUCCAAUAGUAUAUACUUCGAAAACAGAGAAUACAUCAUCGAUCAGGAGAGAAAAAAAUAUGUCUUCGACAAUGAAAGGAAUGCUUAUCAGAACUGUACCGGAUUUCUGUAAUAAGCAAAGGUUAUUCCACGCCAAGUAUGUUGAUCGGAGUGAUCUUCUUUUUCCGGAAAACCGUUCAAUUCUACACUUCAGCCGGAAUUCUAAUAUCGUCUCCCCCAAGAGAUAUAGUCCGUUAUUACGUGGCAGAAUCCGAGCACAAGUUCUCAGUCCGGUAUCAGACCCGACAGCACCGACUACCAAAAAGAGAGUAUUUACUUUUGGCAAAGGAAAGAGUGAAGGCAACAAGAGCAUGAAGUCCUUGUUGGGAGGGAAGGGAGCAAACCUGGCAGAGAUGGCAAGCAUUGGGUUAUCAGUGCCUCCUGGCCUCACCAUAUCAACCGAAGCAUGCCAAGAAUAUCAGCAGUGUGGGAAAAAGUUACCAGAAGGUUUGUGGGAGGAGAUAAUGGAAGGCUUGAAAAUUGUAGAGGACAACAUGGGAGCUACCCUUGGCGAUCCUUCUAAACCUCUCCUCCUCUCUGUUCGCUCUGGUGCAGCGAUUUCAAUGCCUGGCAUGAUGGACACUGUCCUUAAUCUUGGACUAAAUGAUGAAGUGGUUGCUGGUUUGAGUGCAAAAAGUGGAGAGCGUUUUGCUUAUGACUCCUACAGACGUUUUCUAGACAUGUUUGGAGAUGUUGUGAUGGGAAUUUCACACUCAUCGUUUGAGGAGAAGUUGGAACAAAUGAAGGAUGCAAAAGGGAUCAAACUUGAUACUGAUCUAACAGCCGCCGAUCUCAAAGCACUGGUGGAGCAAUAUAAGAAAGUUUAUGUUAAAGUUACUGGUGAAGAGUUUCCUUCAGAUCCAAAAAAGCAACUGCAGUUAGCCAUUAAAGCAGUUUUUGAUUCUUGGGACAGCCCAAGGGCCAUUAAAUAUCGGAGCAUCAAUCAAAUUACUGGCUUGAAAGGAACGGCAGUAAAUAUUCAAUGCAUGGUAUUUGGUAAUAUGGGAAAUACUUCAGGAACAGGUGUUCUGUUCACUAGAAAUCCAAGCACUGGUGAAAAGAAGCUCUAUGGGGAAUUUCUAAUUAAUGCUCAGGGAGAGGAUGUAGUUGCUGGAAUUAGAACACCUGAAGACUUGGAUACAAUGAAAAAUUGUAUGCCUGAAGCUUACAUGGAGCUUGUGGAGAAUUGUGAAAUUCUAGAGCGUCACUAUAAAGAUAUGAUGGAUAUUGAGUUCACAGUUCAAGAUAAUAGGUUGUGGAUGUUGCAAUGCCGAUCAGGAAAACGGACUGGUAAAGGUGCAGUGAAGAUAGCAGUUGACAUGGUUAAUGAAGGACUUGUUGAUAAGCGCAAUGUAAUCAAGAUGGUGGAGCCACAGCAUCUCGAUCAACUUCUUCAUCCCCAGUUUGAGGAUCCAUCUGCUUACAAAGACAAAGUGAUCGCCACGGGCUUGCCUGCAUCUCCGGGGGCGGCAGUGGGGCAGGUUGUGUUUAGUGCGGAUGAUGCAGAAGCAUGGCAUGCACAGGGGAAAAGUGUCAUUUUGGUAAGGACAGAAACGAGUCCAGAGGACGUUGGAGGUAUGCAUGCAGCUGCUGGGAUAUUGACAGCUAGAGGUGGGAUGACAUCCCAUGCUGCUGUUGUAGCACGCGGUUGGGGAAAAUGUUGUGUUUCUGGCUGCUCUGAUAUUCGUGUUAAUGAUUAUGAGAAGGUUGUUGUAGUUGGCGAUAUGGUCAUUAAUGAAGGAGAAUGGAUAUCACUCAAUGGGUCUACAGGAGAAGUGAUACGGGGCAAACAGCCACUAUCUCCUCCAGCUCUAAGUGGUGAUUUAGAGACAUUUAUGUCUUGGGCUGAUGAUGUGAGACGCAUCAAGGUUAUGGCAAAUGCUGAUACUCCUGAUGAUGCCCUAACAGCUCGAAAUAAUGGUGCACAAGGGAUAGGACUUUGUAGGACAGAGCACAUGUUCUUUGCUUCAGAUGAGAGGAUAAAGGCUGUGAGAAAGAUGAUAAUGGCAGUUACAACAGAGCAGAGGAAGGCAGCACUGGACCUGCUACUACCUUAUCAAAGAUCAGAUUUCGAGGGAAUUUUUCGAGCAAUGGAUGGCCUUCCAGUAACAAUACGACUGUUGGACCCUCCACUUCAUGAAUUUCUGCCAGAAGGUGACCUUGAGCAAAUUGUAGGUGAACUAACUAGUGAGACUGGCAUGACUGAAGAUGAAGUUUUCUCAAGAAUCGAGAAAUUAUCAGAAGUAAAUCCUAUGCUUGGUUUCCGAGGCUGCAGGCUAGGGAUAUCAUACCCAGAACUCACAGAAAUGCAAGCACGUGCAAUCUUUCAGGCUGCUGUCACAAUGAGCAACCAGGGUGUUACCGUUCUUCCUGAGAUAAUGGUUCCCCUUGUUGGAACGCCUCAGGAAUUAGGACAUCAAGUGACUUUAAUUCGUAGUGUUGCAAAUAAAGUGUUCUCUGAGAUGGGCGUCACUUUAAGCUUUAAGGUGGGAACCAUGAUUGAGAUUCCUAGAGCUGCUCUGGUUGCAGAUGAGAUUGCAAAAGUAGCGGAGUUCUUUUCCUUUGGGACCAAUGAUCUCACACAAAUGACAUUUGGGUAUAGCAGAGAUGAUGUCGGGAAGUUUCUUCCAAUAUAUAUAUCCAAAGGCAUCUUGCAAAGUGAUCCCUUUGAGGUACUUGAUCAGAAAGGUGUUGGCCAACUCAUCAAGCUUGCGACAGAAAAGGGCCGAGCAGCUAGGCCUAGCUUGAAGGUCGGAAUAUGUGGAGAGCAUGGUGGGGAGCCUUCGUCGGUUGCAUUCUUUGCAGAGGCUGGACUGGAUUAUGUUUCAUGUUCUCCAUUCAGGGUUCCUAUUGCAAGGCUAGCAGCAGCACAGGCUGCUGUCUGACAGAAAGUUCAGGAGCAGCAGCUGCAUCAACAUGUCACCCUCAGUUUUAUGAGUUGUAAAUUAGAAAAAUUAUUUGGCAAAUAUAUAUAACAAACCCACAGACAUAGUUCUAUCAAAAUAUAAAAAAAUAAAUAAAAGGUUGCACUGAACAACAUUAUAUAUAAAGUUGUAAAUAAAUUAUAAAAGGGAAAGGAGAUAAAGGCUUUCCAUUGUAGAUAGACAAAGCUGCUAUUUAAUAUUUGUACAAUAAUAAUUUACAUGUAAUGUGACUGAUGUCCAAGAAAUACAUGUAAUGUAAAAAGGUUUAUUCAUUUUGUUCA
Jatropha curcas is the source of this 3284-nucleotide messenger RNA. RefSeq names its product pyruvate orthophosphate dikinase (gene PPDK). NCBI's taxonomy places the organism in Eukaryota, Viridiplantae, Streptophyta, Magnoliopsida, Malpighiales, Euphorbiaceae. Gene Ontology annotation, biological process: phosphorylation; pyruvate metabolic process. The record is from RefSeq and is a predicted model, not a curated record. Gene Ontology annotation, molecular function: pyruvate, phosphate dikinase activity; ATP binding; kinase activity.